GGCUGGAGAGCUGGGCUGGAGCCAAUGGAAUGAGUUUCAACAAGGCCAAAUGCCGGGUCCUGCACUUCGGCCACAACAACCCCAGGCGACGCUACAGGCUUGGGGCGGUGUGGCUGGAGGACUGCGUAGAGGAAAUGGACCUGGGGGUAUUGAUUGAUGCUCGGCUGAACAUGAGCCGACAGUGUGCCCAGGUGGCCAAGAAGGCCAAUGGCAUCCUGGCUUGCAUCAGAAACAGUGUUGCAGGCAGGAGCAGAGAGGUGAUUGUUCCCCUAUAUUCAGCACUCGUGAGGCCGCACCUCGAGUACUGUGUCCAGUUUUGGGCCCCUCACUGCAAGAAAGAUACUGAGGCCCUGGAACGUGUUCAAAGAAGGGCAACGAAGCUGGUGAGGGGUCUGGAACACAGGCCAUAUGAGGAGAGGCUGAAGGAGCUGGGAAUGUUCAGCCUGGAGAGGAGGAGGCUCAGGGGAGACCUUAUUGCUCUCUAUAACUUCCUGAAGGGAGGUUGUAGUGAGCUGGGGGUCGGCCUCUUCUCUCGUGUCAUUAGGGAUAGGACCAGGGGGAAUGGUUUCAAGCUACGCCAGGGGAAAUUCAGGCUGGACAUGAGGAAGUAUUACUUUUCAGAAAGGGUGGUCAGGCACUGGAAUGGACUGCCCAGGGAGGUGGUGGAAUCACCGAGCCUGGGGGUGUUCAAGGAAAGACUGGAUGUUGCGUUGAGGGACAUGGUUUAGUAGGAGCUAUUGGGAAUAGGUGAACGGUUGGACUGG
This is a messenger RNA of Lagopus muta (rock ptarmigan), 764 nucleotides long. RefSeq lists its product as uncharacterized. The record is from RefSeq and is a predicted model, not a curated record. The transcript is spliced from 2 exons. Lineage: Eukaryota; Metazoa; Chordata; Aves; Galliformes; Phasianidae. Bases 30 to 728 code for a protein of 232 amino acids.